UAAAGCAAAACAAUAGAAAGAAAAUUCUUGAAGAGGUUGCUGGCCAGAGAUGGCGGAUGGGGUGUUGAGCACAGGCAUCAACCUGGAGGCUUUUGCCCAGGCUUUUGCGGCUAUCCAGGCGCUGCGCUCCAGCUUCACACGCGUCUUUGAUUGCCUCAAGGACGGCAGACACAACAAGGAGGCUUUGGAGGGCCGUGAGAAGAGCUUCCUCUCCAGCUUCCAAGAGAGCCUCCACUCUGUCAGCCGAGACUUGGGUGAACUGGAACGUCUAAGUAAUCUUGUAGGCAAGCCAUUGGAGAACCAUCCUCUCCACAAUAGUGGAUUGUUGAAUUUAGAUUCUGUUCAGGACAAAACACCCCUCUACAGCCAGCUGCUUCAGGCUUAUAAAUGGUCAAAUAAGUUGCAAUACCAUGCACGGCUGGCGUCUGGUCUUCUGAAUCAGCAGUCUUUGAAACGGUCAGCCAACCAAAUGGGGGAGUCUGCCAAACGGAGGCCGAAAGCCCAGCCUACCACCCUAGUGCUUCCACCUCAGUACGUUGAUGAUGUGAUCAGCCGCAUUGAUAGAAUGUUUCCUGAAAUGUCCAUCCACUUAUCAAGGCCAAAUGGGACCUCUGCAAUGUUACUGGUUACAUUAGGGAAAGUGUUAAAAGUCAUAGUGGUAAUGUGGGGCCUGUUCAUUGACCGAACAAUUGUCAAGGGGUAUCAUGAAAAUGUAUACACGGACGAUGGCAAGCUUGACAUAUGGUCCAAGUCCAACUAUCAAGUGUUUCAAAAGGUAACUGAUCAUGCUACUACUGCCUUACUGCAUUACCAGUUGCCUCAAAUGCCGGAUGUGGUGGUCAGGUCAUUUAUGACCUGGUUAAGAAGUUACAUAAAGCUGUUCCAGGCUCCAUGCCAGCUCUGCGGAAGGUUUCUGCAAGAUGGUCUACCACCCACAUGGCGGGACUUUCGGACACUGGAGGCGUUCCACGACACCUGUAGGCAGUAGUACAACCUGGAGGCUGACAGAAGUCUGUGGAGAAAACAGACUCAGAAGUUGGGUCCCAAUAAACACCUCUUUACUGUUUUUCCAAAUAUCU
This is a messenger RNA of Lacerta agilis (Sand lizard), 1079 nucleotides long. Its product is annotated as mediator of RNA polymerase II transcription subunit 27-like. Gene Ontology annotation, cellular component: mediator complex. Gene Ontology annotation, biological process: regulation of transcription by RNA polymerase II. The transcript has a single exon. The coding region runs from base 50 to 988 and encodes 312 amino acids. The record is from RefSeq and is a predicted model, not a curated record. Lineage: Eukaryota; Metazoa; Chordata; Lepidosauria; Squamata; Lacertidae. Gene Ontology annotation, molecular function: transcription coactivator activity.